Pseudonaja textilis is the source of this 2000-nucleotide messenger RNA. RefSeq names its product Era like 12S mitochondrial rRNA chaperone 1 (gene ERAL1). Gene Ontology annotation, molecular function: GTP binding; rRNA binding; ribosomal small subunit binding. Gene Ontology annotation, biological process: ribosomal small subunit assembly. The record is from RefSeq and is a predicted model, not a curated record. Gene Ontology annotation, cellular component: mitochondrial matrix. Lineage: Eukaryota; Metazoa; Chordata; Lepidosauria; Squamata; Elapidae.
AGAUCCAAGAUGGCGGCGCAGGCCAGCGAGGGUGCUUCGUGAGGCGCUAGAUCACCAUGGCGACGGCGAGGCUGGGCUGGCAGGCCUUGGGCCUGGCCGUGCGUCAGGCUCGGCUCCUCCCGGCCGCCUCCCCUCGCCUGGAGCCGGCCUCGGCCCGCGCUCUGAGCCUGAGGAACUCGCGGCCACUCGGUCUGAAGGGACAGGAGGCAAGCCGGGUUCCUUCGGGAACGGGCCCUCUGCAGCCCCUCUGGGCCGCCCCGGCUCGCCCGCAGAGCCGCGACUCCGCGCUGGAUCACCUGGCCGGGAUCGCCCCGGGAGAAGCGGGCCCGUCUCUGGGGGGGCCGCCCGCCCCGCCCGCCUGCGCCUUCCCCGGUGAUCACAGAUCCCUGUUGUUCCACCGCCCUGAUCAGCCGGAGAACCCCAAAGUCUUGAGAGUGGCCAUUAUCGGGGCUCCCAACGCCGGCAAGUCCACCCUGUCGAACCAGCUGCUCGGACGGAAGAUCCUGCCGGUCUCCAGUAAGGUGCACACGACCAGAUGCAACGCUCAAGGCGUCAUCACAGCCGAGGAUACCCAGCUGAUUAUCUUGGAUACCCCUGGCCUCACCACCGCUGCCAAAGGCAAAAGACACAACCUGGAAAAGACCAUGCUGUCUGACCCCUUUGACAGCUUGAACGAUGCCGAUUUAGUGCUGGUCCUGGUGGAUGUCUCGGAUCGCCACACCCGGCAUCAGCUUCACCCGCAGGUGCUUCACUGCCUGAGGCAGUUCCCGCAGGUUCCCAGCCUCCUCAUCUUGAACAAGGUGGAUCUGGUGAAGCAGAAGGGCCUCCUCUUGGAGCUGGUGGCGGAGCUGACCGAAGGCGCCUUUGGAGGAAAGAAGCUGGGAAUCCGGUCUCUGUACAGGCCCCCCAAGAGCGGCCCCGGGGAGCCCCUGCGGAAGGAGCCGGGCUGGGCCUCUGCCACGGAGCACGAGACCCCGGAGGGCUCCAAGGCCCAGAAAGGCUGGCCGGGCUUCCGGGAGAUCUUCAUGUUGGCUGCGUUGCAGGAGGAGGAGGUGGACACUCUGAAGAAAUACCUCCUUAAUCAAGCCAAGCCGGGCCCGUGGGAGUACCACAGCGACGUCCUGACCAGCCAGUCCCCGCAGGAGAUCUGCGCUAACCUCAUCCGGGCCAGACUCCUGGAACACCUGCCCCACGAAGUGCCCUAUCUGGUGACACAGAAAACAGCCCUUUGGGAAGAGGGCCCAGCUGGGGAGCUCCAGAUCGUGCAGACUUUGGAGGUCCCGAAGGAGAGACACCUGAAGAUGCUGAUUGGCGCUCAGGGCCAGGUGAUCGGCAAGAUCGCCACCGAGGCCGGCUACGACCUGAUGAACGCCUUCCUGUGUGAAGUGCAGCUGAAGCUCUCCGUCCAGCUGAAGGAGUGAGCCCCGCCCGCCCUGAGAGGAUGGGUCUCUUUUCGGACACUGCCCCCUGUCUGGCCCAAGCGCUAACUGGACUCUGAAAGGCCCCACCCCUCUCCCUUGGGGCAGGAGGGUGGAGCCCCCUCCUUCCCACCCCGGGGACCCAAAGGGCUUCUGGGGCGGUGGGCAGCUGGCCGGCAGCUCCAAGCCAAGGCCCACCCUCUGGGUUCCUUGGUUGGCAGAAGAAACGCGGUGCCACCUUGCCCCUUUGACUCUUGGGAGAACCCCUGGAAACCCACCCACCCCGCCUUUUCACGCACCUCUGGGCAGAUUUUGGGCACAGCUAGAAUAACUUCCUCCUCCCCCUGCGUUAAAGGGGUCCUUCGUCAGCCAUUUUUCCCACUUGGCAAAGGAAUCUCUCUCACCCCAAUGGCUGCUCACGGGUGGCAGGCACAUUAUGGCGCAUGCGCCGUACACCCCACCGACGGCAUCUGGGCGAAACCUAUGCCCAUCCAGAGGAAGGCAAGGCUUGUUGGCUCUGUGAGUUAAAGGGUGUUAGGGGUUCAUGGAAUUGCAAUAAAAAGAGGCUCCUGGUCAGAGAAA